Hippocampus comes (tiger tail seahorse) is the source of this 1781-nucleotide messenger RNA. RefSeq names its product endothelin 3b (gene edn3b). The record is from RefSeq and is a predicted model, not a curated record. Gene Ontology annotation, cellular component: extracellular region. Gene Ontology annotation, molecular function: hormone activity; endothelin B receptor binding. Lineage: Eukaryota; Metazoa; Chordata; Actinopteri; Syngnathiformes; Syngnathidae. Gene Ontology annotation, biological process: vein smooth muscle contraction; intracellular calcium ion homeostasis; regulation of systemic arterial blood pressure by endothelin. The transcript has 5 exons. Bases 438 to 920 code for a protein of 160 amino acids.
UGAGAAUGUCACACGUGUUCGCUUAAUCCUGCUUUACGUGCACCUGGAGUGAAUUGAACCGUGAGAACUGAGAUUGUACCCUGUGAUUGUACUCAGGGGGCGGACAAGAACGCUGCCCUUUCCUUCAGAUGCUGUGAGACUGCGGCGGAGAGAGUUUGGGCAUACGCAUUUGUUGGGGGGACUCGUUAGGACAGGUUCACACGGCAUUGCGUGCAGGAUUUAUGACACGAACGUCCAAAUAUGAACGCAACGGAGGAAUAAACGACAUUUUUUGCUUUUGUUUGUUUUAUUAUUAUUAUUAUUUUUUGCCAGGAUCUGGACAUGGACAUCAGUGGAUUUUUACACGUGUUGGAUUAAUAUGACCACGCCGUCGCAUUACUACCAGGCUCUCUUCCAAUUUGGGAAUAUUUGACACGCGUAAUAAGGAUCCUUUCCCCAUGCAGGCGAGAAUCAUGCUUUAUAAAAUCCUUGCUUUAAUAAUCUUACAAGGUGUGUUGAGGUGUGAUGCUCGGGUCAUAUCCGAGGUCAGCCCCGGAGGUGUGUCGGGACCCAGCACGGAGUUGAACUCCGGUGGAGUCGCGGCUCGAAAGAAUUCUGACGCGACGGAACCAAAGUCCAGAUCGAAGCGCUGCACCUGUUAUUCCUACAAGGAUAAAGAGUGCAUCUAUUACUGCCAUUUGGACAUCAUCUGGAUCAAUACUCCCGAACGCACGGUACCAUAUGGAAUGUCGAGCUACCAAGGAGUUCAGCGAAUGCGACGUGCUCUUGUUGGACGACCGAGUGGGCACGAGCAGAGAGACGCUCAGCGUUGCAUGUGUGCUUCUCUGGAUCAAGACGCAGACUGCCAUCACUUUUGUCAGUCAAGCUCUGUAGAGACUGGACCGAAAACAAGUUUUCACAGAGUCCCGAGGCCUGGCUGACAGUUGGACGCCUCUUCAUCUUCUGCCGUUUUCUUCAGGGAGUGGAUACAUCCCUCAUCUCCAUACCAGCAUUCUCUGUUUGGCACCCUUGCUUCCACAGGUACACUCCUAUUCAAGGAAAGAGCUUUGGAGAUUGACACUGCCGACAUUCCUGAGCAUCGUAACUCUGGGAGCAAGUUCCGUCAGGCUGAGCAGCUUUCAGAACACCUUCAGCAAAUUUGAAACACUACAGUUCUCCGGAGGCUAGUCCCUCUUUUUUUUUUUUUUUUUUAUGUUUUUACAUGACCUUGACCUUAUGCCAACCUUGAUUAGUCUCCCUUUUUUUGUAUUCAUGUCUGCUAACAUAUUGUGAACUACAUUUUCUUCCAAAACGAGGAGAGCUGUAAACGCUCAAUAAACCAUGGACGGCUUUUCUAUAUAAAUGGUGGAAAACAAAAUGUGAGUUAUGGAUGAAUGUACUGAAGCAGGGUACAAUUUUAGAAUACAUACGAAUGAUUAUGAAUAGACAAUGACCCUUCUUUAUUGCCGUGUUUUCUGAUAUUAUGUUUAAUGACAAAAUUGAGGACUCAUUUUGGACAGAUUAUUUUUAACAGAAAUAAUAUAAAAGUAUAUGAAUAAUAUUAAACAUGUAAACUCUGCUCUGUUCUGCCCUAGCUAACCUUAGCCCAAGAGAAAUGUGAUGUUAUUUUACACGUAUACAUAUUGUAAUUGAGAUUUCUAUAGAGCUCUAUAGAGGCCUGCAAGAAAUGAGCAUCAUCAUCAUCAAAAAAACAAACAAACAAACAAACAAAAAAAACAACAACUCACAAUAACACUGAGAAAGUUGACUGGAGCAUUGACUCUUUAGGUUUUAAAGAUUCA